CUCUGAACGAACGACUACAGUUGCACCACCAAUGGGCCGUAAAAUCCCCCAUAGGUGUCUAUCAUCUAUUCAUCCAACGUGAUGUUAGUUGGGUUUUCUCGCCACACAGACAACGUUGCAUUUAUUGCCCAACGUUGAUCAAGUACGAGAACAAUGGAGUCACUUGGAGAAACCCAGUGGGAUGUAGUAAUCUCUGGGACUGGGCUUACCCAGUCACUUCUGGCUCUAGCUCUUUCUCGCUCAGGUAAACAAGUCCUUCAUGUGGACAGGAAUUCAUAUUAUGGGAGUUCAGAGGCUGCCUUCAGCCUCCAGGAGGCAGAAGAGUGGGCCACGAGGGUAAAUCAAGACACCGGGAAUCUUCCAUUUGAGGAUGCUACCGUACUCUCGCCCAACCCUUCCGGAGCAAAGCCAGGGCUUUCGUCUUCCAGGGCAUAUACACUUUCUUUGUCCCCCCAAGUGAUCUACUCCCGCUCUCGUCUAUUGCCCGCCUUAAUAUCUUCUAAAGUUUAUCGGCAGCUUGAAUUUCAAGCAGUCGGAAGCUGGUGGAUAUUCAAACCCACAAGUAGUGCAAGCAAGCAACUAUACAGAGUUCCUAGUAGCCGUGAGGAUAUCUUUGCAGACGACAUGAUUGGUGUCAAGUCAAAGCGGACACUGAUGAGAUUUCUCCGCAAUCUCAACCAGAGUCAGCCAAACAGCGAAUCAGCUGAAGAGGAUAAAUUCGCGCUAGAGGAAGAAUUGGGGAAGCCUCUUCCCGAGUAUCUCACUUCGAAGUUCCAGGUCCCAGCUGAGCUUUAUGAUCCUCUUCUUUCCCUUUCCUUAUCUCAGGCCUCUCCUCAGAAUACUUCGGCCAAGUAUGCUGUUCCCCGCAUACAAAGGCAUUUGGCAUCUAUUGGAGUGUUCGGCCCUGGGUUUGGAAGCGUCCUUGUAAAAUGGGGCGGGGGAUCUGAAAUUUCUCAAGUAGGGUGCCGUGCCCUAGCUGUUGGAGGCGGUGUAUAUGUCUUGAAUUCUGGCAUUGAGUCGGUAGAUCGGACAGAACAUGCCAGUGGGGAGGAUUCACGCAUUCAGUUGCAAUUAUCCAGUGGGGAAUCAAUUUUAACCCGCUACGUGGUUGGUUCCAGCUGGGAUCUUCCCGCACAAGUCCGGUCUCCUUGUGACUGUGAUAAAGUUGCUCGAUCGGUGACCAUUAUUUCAUCAUCUCUAGAAACUUUGUUCCCAGUAACGGCAGAAGGCGGACCUAUCCCUGCUGGGGCCGUUGUGGUAUUCCCAGCAAGCUCCCUUGGUGUUACGGACGAUUUACCCCCCGUUUAUGUUUUUGUUCACUCGAGCGAAACCGCCGAAUGCCCAUCUGGUCAAAGUGUCUUAUACAGUAGUACCAAUAUUCCUGGUCAGCAGGGGCAAUCCUUGAUUGAGAGUGCACUACAAAAGCUUCUUGAGUGCAGUACUGAACCCGAUGCCGAGAUUUUAUGGUCUCUACGUUACACCCAGCUGGGACGGGGCGACAAUGGGGGUAGUCGCCCUCUCAACAGUGUCUCCGGCAAUAUUAUCCAAUUCCCCGUAGGCAGCCUUGAUCUUUCAUUUGAUGAUUCUGUGAUUGACUCGGCGAUGGAUGCCUGGACCCUGGUUAUGGGAGAUGAAGCAUCUCCAGAGGAUUUUUUGAAAUUUGAAGAUCGAGAGGAGUACAAUGACGGGGAAUAAGGUUGUGCAAAUAUAAUCGACAUGGUGUCUGUAAAUACUCUUGUUAUGCCGUUGUAUUGCAGGCAGACAACGGCAAAAUGAAUUGCACAUGGCCGCAGGGUUUUCUUUCGACUUUGGCUCCAACUCGGACCAAUUUCGUCAGCACCUUUAUCUAACGUACAACUACAUUCUCUGAGACUAUAUAUGGUAGAACAAGAGUCAUCCAUUCUUUCAAAUACACACAC
Molecule: messenger RNA, 1919 nt
Organism: Aspergillus ochraceoroseus IBT 24754
Lineage: Eukaryota; Fungi; Ascomycota; Eurotiomycetes; Eurotiales; Aspergillaceae
Product: putative Rab geranylgeranyl transferase escort protein
Exons: 4
Coding region: 154-1695 (513 amino acids)
Biological process (GO): protein geranylgeranylation; small GTPase-mediated signal transduction; vesicle-mediated transport
Cellular component (GO): Rab-protein geranylgeranyltransferase complex; cytoplasm; cytosol
Molecular function (GO): GDP-dissociation inhibitor activity
Source: RefSeq, a predicted model, not a curated record